Ceratosolen solmsi marchali is the source of this 1697-nucleotide messenger RNA. RefSeq names its product solute carrier family 35 member C2. The transcript has 6 exons. The record is from RefSeq and is a predicted model, not a curated record. The coding region runs from base 407 to 1681 and encodes 424 amino acids. NCBI's taxonomy places the organism in Eukaryota, Metazoa, Arthropoda, Insecta, Hymenoptera, Agaonidae.
GUGGAAAAUAAGAUGGAUAGAACAUUUUUCUAUCCAAGGAACAUAUGCGAGAAAAUAUUUACCUUUAAACUUGUCGAUAAGCCACAAGCUAUCAAAGCUUAGUUUUACGCAAUUGUCAUUAUUAGAUUAUGUAGACAAUGCAUUUUCAGGAUUAAUUUCUGCGCUUCUGUAAGCUCGACGAUUAUUUUAACAGCUAAUGGCAAGCUUCCAAGAUUAUGAAUUGUAAGUCCAUUAGUACUUUUGGUUUACAGCCGAGAGCGUCGACGUUAUGACAUGUACUUGGAUAUGGCGAAGAUAUUUCAGGUGAUACAAGCCCAUGACAUUACAGCUCAUUUAUGCCAAUAACUGCCCAGCAAUUACUUUCCAUAUUAGUUAAAUGGACUGAAGACACCGCUCUAAGAAAAAUAUGCCAAGAUCGAAUAUCAAAUAUGAACUUACCGGAGACGACGAAGAUACAAAUAAUUACUUUGCCCAACAUGCACAAGAAUAUCAAACUCUUUCAAAGAAAGCCAUUUUUUGGCGCAAGAUGAUGCAAACUAUAAUCUUAAUAUCCGUUUACUUUGUGCUCUCCAUUGGACUUACCUUCUAUCAGAAAUGGCUUUAUGGAACUUAUAAAUUAAAUUACCCGCUAUUUGUGGUAAGCUGUCAUCUGGUAUUAAAAUAUUUAUUAUCGAGCUUCAUAAGAUAUGUAAGAAAAUGCUGCAAAACGCAGCAGCAAAUUUGUCGCUUAUCUUGGCAAAAUAUUGUAUGGACCUUAAGUCUGCCUGGAAUCGCCAGUGGCUUAGACAUUGGAUUUUCAAAUUGGGCUAUGUCACUUAUCACAAUGUCUCUGUACACUAUGACAAAAUCAACCACGAUUAUUUUUAUUCUUGGAUUCGCCCUUCUUUUUAAUUUGGAAAAAAAAUCAUGGGUAUUGGGAGGAAUAGUUUUUAUGAUAUCAAGUGGUUUGGUAAUGUUUACCUACAAGUCGACAGACUUCAAUUUAUUAGGUUUCGUAUUAUGUCUCCUCGCAUCAUUUACCAGUGGAAUUCGCUGGACAAUGGCACAGCUUAUAAUGCAAAAGUCAAAACUUGGAUUAAAAAAUCCAGUCGACAUGAUAUACUAUAUGCAACCAUGGAUGUUAAUGUCAAUUUUUCCCAUAUCCAUAGUGGUCGAAGGAACUGACAUAUACAACGGCCUUGUAAAUGUUAAUUGGAGCAAUUACUCGCUUAUAAUAACAACAAUAUUUGUUGUUAUCGGAGGAGCUAUACUAGCAUUUAGCAUGGAAGUCUUGGAGUUUUUGGUUGUUACUUAUGGUUCUAGUCUAACCUUAUCCGUAUCUGGAAUAUUUAAGGAAAUAUGCAUUCUGGUCAUAGCAUACGAAUGGAAAGGAGAUCAAAUGAGUGGCCUUAAUUUUAUAGGUUUACUUAUGUGCCUUGGCGGAAUAAUUCUACAUGUAAUACAAAAAAUAAUGAUACAUAAAAAGGAAUCGAUCAAUGAGUUAGAACUACAGUCAAAUUCAUUAACUACAAGCUGUUCUAAGUCCGACGAAGCCAUUGACACUAAUCUUCCGCUCAUAAUGCAGAAAUCAAGUUCAUUAACAAAUUUACUUAAUGCCAAUUUUAGCUCGGAUGAAGAUGACGAAUUUAGAAUAGAAAAUUCAAAAGAAUUAUUAUCUAGUAUCUUGCAAAGAAGAGAAUGAAUGCAAUUUUUAGUUU